AUGCCUGAAAACGGGCCUCUGAAGAGAUGGAGCGACCUCAUGGUGGAGGCCGGUGAGAAAUCCGGCUUCAGUCUGACUACUUGCGGUCAGGCGGCCGACAUGAUGCAGAAUGCCGGAUUUGUGGACAUUGGCCGAAUCCCCUUCAAGUGGCCGAUCAACCAAUGGCCGCGCGAGCCCAAGUGGAAAGAGGUCGGACAGUGCACGGAGCAUAACUUCCAUCACGGAGUGGAGACGAUGAUGUUAGCGUUGUUCACACGCUUCAUGGGCUGGACGCGCGAAGAGGUUGUCGAGUUCAGCAAUGCUGUGAAGCAAGAGUUUCAUGACGUCCGAAAGCAUGCGUACUUCGACCUGUAUGUCACGUAUGGACGCAAGCCAUGA
Phaeoacremonium minimum UCRPA7 is the source of this 378-nucleotide messenger RNA. RefSeq names its product putative methyltransferase domain-containing protein. The record is from RefSeq and is a predicted model, not a curated record. The coding region runs from base 1 to 378 and encodes 125 amino acids. NCBI's taxonomy places the organism in Eukaryota, Fungi, Ascomycota, Sordariomycetes, Togniniales, Togniniaceae. The transcript has a single exon.